AUGAGUAACUCUACUUCGCCGGCAGCGAACGAGGGACCGCAUGAUCAUAGUCAGGGUCCCCCACGCAAGAAGAUGCGGAAGGGGACUAAGAGCUGUCUGGAAUGUAGGAGGAGAAAGAUCAAGUGUACAUUUGAGGUCGGAAGGACCGCCAUCUGCAAUGAAUGCUACGCCCGGGGCUCGACCUGUAUCGAUCAAGAGCAUGGCGACAUACAGACAUAUGCACAGCAGACCGCAGCAGAGCAAUCCUCGUACAGCUUGCGAGAGAGAGUGACGCAGCUUGAAGAUCUUGUCAAAAAUGUCUUGAAUCGCCUACCAGAGGGCCAGAAUGGGGAGAGCCCAACGAUUGACCGCACUCAGGUAGAUGCGCAGGCCGCAGAAGUUCUCAAGAGUCUCAAGACUGGCGCCGCACCGACAUCUCCGGCAGCAGAGGAGUCGAUAUACUUGCCAGGAGGCCUUCGAGAUGAAGCGCCUGCUUUGUCACUGUUCGACAAUGCCGUCAUCAGCCGCAAGGACUCAGCGCCAGCCAUGUCUCGGUCACAGUACAACAAGUCAAAAACUGUCAUCGCAGCACUGAAUCAGCUGCUGCCAUCUCCGCAUGAUCUUGAUAUUAUACUGGAGUCUUCGGGAGAGUGGUGGACAAUCUGGCGCAAAAUGUUCCCACAGAUCACGGAUCGCAGGUGUGAGACAUAUAAGCAAUCGGUCUCUCAUUCGUUGAGAUCAGACAAGCCGGCAGAAAUCGCGAAGAUCAUGCUUUGCUUAGCCAUCAGCAUACACCAGAUGCCCAACGGCUUCGACUGGAAACGGCUACAGCUGAAAGAUACUCGAUCACAAUUUAUCGAGAAGUAUGUCUCGACGGUAAACAAGCUGGUUGUUUGCGACGACGAAAUUGCCGCCACGGUCGAAGGUAUCGAAUGCAUGGCUCUUGAGGCGAAGUAUCAGGUCAAUAUGGGCCGCCCUCGGCGAGCCUGGCUUCUCUAUACUCGCGCAAUCAGCUUCGCCCAACUCCUAGGCUUCCAUCGGCUAGCCAAUCACCCUGACAAGACGAGCAAUGACUACAAACGACAGGUCAGCAUCUGGACACACCUGGUUCUUGGCGAUCGAUUCAUGUCACUAGUUCUCGGUCUACCUUACUCAGUGCCUGACGCCUUCUGCACGCCUUACAUGCAUAACGAAGGCUCCUUAAAAAUCAACGAUGCAGAAAACUACAUCCAACAUAUGCUGGAGCUUGUGGGUCGCGUAGUCGAUCGCAAUCAGUCGGUCACUCCGAUGGCAUAUUCGGCCACGCUGGCCCUGGACCGGCAGCUGGAUGAUCUUGCUGCUGCCCAGGAUCCUUCAUGGUGGACCACAGAAAUGAUCCCAGGUCAGCUCGUGGAAGACCACUUCGAUCGAUUACAAGCACAAUUCUUCCAUCAUCAAGUCAAAGUACUACUUCACAUGCCGUUCAUGCUACGGCCACAUAAUGCGCACGACAAGCGGUAUCAGUACUCCCACACGCAGGCUUUGGACGGUGCUCGAGGCAUGAUUCGGUACUACGAAGCUCUGCGGGUGAACACUGCCGUUGGGCCGUACAUCUGCAAGUUGCUGGACUUCCAGACGUUCACUGCUGCGAUGCUACUCGUUCUCAACUUGUGCGGAUAUUCCACCCAACAUCGGCAACUCGCAACAGCACUACAGCCCGACUUGGAGCAAGAUCAGCGCGAUUCAGAGUUGAUUGAUCUGACAAUAUCUCUGCUUCGCGGCGCUGCAGAAGAGGUCGGCGGCGUUGUAGCUGCACAGUCAGCCCAAGCACUCGAGAUGAUUGCUCGGGUCCGGCACAUGACCCCAGAAAUGGCCAAGGCCUGCUCUGCCGAAGAAAUGGAACGUGCCACAUGCCAGGUAUCCAUACCAUAUUUCGGCACAAUCACAAUCGGUGCAGGCAAGCAGUUCGUCCCCAUCAAGCCAGGCACAUAUCCCAAGCCUAGCGACAAGCCUCCAAGGUCUGCCCCUCCAAUGAAUCAGAACACUGGCCUCCCAACUCCUCCAUCAUUGGCUUCCACGAGCUCGACGUUACCGUCGCCAGUGACUUCGAACCUCGACCGAACGAACAGUCUGGCAUCCAAGCCACCUGAUUGGGCAGGCACAGACUAUGUUGCUCCAGGUCUAGGUCAGCCAUGGCCCGAAGAUGACCCAUUUGUGCAAUUCGACCCAAUGAUGGCUUUUCCUCCUGGUGAUUGGCCAACCACAAAUUCGAGUGGUGAGAGCUCGGGCUUUACGCCGCAGGCAUUCACGAACACACCAGACCAGAUGGGUAUGAGCAGUGCGCAAGGAUUUCCCUUCCAGACAGGAGCGUUUCCGUUCAGUACGGGCGGAUUCAAUGGUAGUAUAGAGCUUGAUCAGGGCUGGGACUUUUGGGGCGCGGCCCCUGUGAUGCAGUAG
This is a messenger RNA of Cyphellophora attinorum, 2415 nucleotides long. RefSeq lists its product as uncharacterized. Lineage: Eukaryota; Fungi; Ascomycota; Eurotiomycetes; Chaetothyriales; Cyphellophoraceae. The record is from RefSeq and is a predicted model, not a curated record. The transcript is spliced from 2 exons. Gene Ontology annotation, molecular function: zinc ion binding; DNA binding; DNA-binding transcription factor activity, RNA polymerase II-specific. Gene Ontology annotation, biological process: DNA-templated transcription; regulation of DNA-templated transcription. The coding region runs from base 1 to 2415 and encodes 804 amino acids.